GAUGCUUGAAAGUGGGCCACAUGAGUAAAGAGUGUAGAAGUCGUCUGACCUGUGAUGAAUGCAAUCUGAAACAUCCAACUAUUUUGCACAUCUACAAUAAGGACAAGAUAACUAAGACACAGGAAGUAGAAGUAAAUAACGCACUGGUGUCGCUGCAGGCAUGUGGUUGUACUGGGGCCGGAGAUCAACAUUGUACUCUUUCCAUCAUUCCUGUACAGGUGAAAGCUAAGAAAGGACACAAGGUGCUCAGAACAUAUGCCUUCUUGGACCCUGGAAGUACAGCAACAUUUUGUACUAACAGGUUUUUGAAGAAGUUGAAUCUGCAGGGUAAAAGGACCAACAUUCUACUACGCACCAUGGGCCAAGAGAAGGUUGUUGAAAGUCAAGUUGUUCCAGGUCUAGAGGUGUCCAAAUUGGGUGGCAGCCAGUUCUUGGACCUCCCGGAGGUAUACACACAGGACGCAAUUCCAGUGUCAAAGAGCAACAUUCCUAACCAGCAAGACCUUGAGAAAUGGGAAUAUUUGAGAGAUGUUAAAAUUCCAGAAUUGGAUGCAGAUGUUGAAAUCUUGAUUGGGACCAAUGCACCAAAAUUGAUGGAGCCUUGGGAAAUUGUUAACAGCGAAGGUGGUGGACCCUACGCCGUGAGGACCCUAUUGGGGUGGGUCAUCAACGGUCCAUUGAGAGGCAAUAGUGGAUGUUGCAAGAGUAGCUGCUCAACCGUCUAUGCCAAUAGGAUAUCCAUAACCAGGCUGGAGGAGAUGUUGGUUUAUCAGUACAACCAAGACUUUAAUGAGAAGUCAUUGGAGGAGAGGCAGGAGAUGUCAAGGGAAGACUUGAGGUUCAUGGAGGUCCUUGAGAAGUCUACACACUUGCAAGGAGGUCAUUACUGCAUGGAUUUACCCUUCAAGACUGAUGACAUCACCAUGCCAAAUAACCGGUGCAUAGUGGAACAGCGUGUUAACUGUCUAAAAAGAAAGUUUGAAAGGAACAAAUCUUAUCAGGAGGAGUAUACAGCGUUUCUCUCACAGAUGAUUGACAGCGGAUAUGCUGAAGUGGUGCCUAAAGACCAGCUGGAUUGUACAGAAGGCCAUGUGUGGUAUCUACCUCAUCAUGGGGUGUAUCACCCAAGAAAGAAGUCUCUAAGGGUGGUUUUUGACUGUGGAGCUGGAUUUAAAGGAACAUCCUUGAAUUAUCAGUUGUUGCAAGGUCCUGACUUUACCAAUUCACUUUUUGGCGUUUUAACAAGAUUCAGACAGGAGAGUGUUGCCCUGAUGACCGAUGUCCAGGCUAUGUUUCAUCAAGUGAGGGUGUCGAAAAGACACGUGGAUUUCCUUCGUUUUCUAUGGUGGCCAGAGGGAGAUACGACACAAAGCCCACUGGAACAUAGAAUGAAGGUGCACAUCUUUGGAGCUGUCUCGUCACCGAGCUGUGCAAGCUACGCUUUAAGGAGAACUGCGGCAGACAACAAGGACAACUUUCAAGCUGAAGUGAUUGAGACCAUAUACAACAACUUUUAUGUGGAUGACUGUCUAAAGUCAUUGCCUUCAGAGAAGGAGGCUAUAAAGUUGGUUGCGGAUCUCACCGAGUUGUGCUCAAAGGGAGGGUUUCGACUGCUCAAAUGGACAAGUAACAGUCGGGCCGUGUUGUCGUCCAUUCCUGAAGAAAAGCGAUCCAAAACAACUAGGCAGCUGCACCUGGAACAAGACCGGCUACCCAUGGAGAUGGCACUUGGACUGAAUUGGUGUGCUGAAAGUGACACUUUUACAUUUAAACCUGCAGUGGAAAGACGGCCACAUACUAGACGCGGAAUUCUAUCAAUCGUUGGUUCCAUAUAUGACCCAUUGGGUUUUUUAUCUCCUUUGACCUUGCUGCCAAAGUUGCUGUUGCAAGAAAUGUGCCGAAAAAACUUGUCUUGGGAUGAGCCCAUACCACAGACACUUUUACAACAGUGGACCGGAUGGCUGUCGGACUUGGAGAAGGUGGCGAAGCUUAAGGUGAGCCGCUGUAUCAAGCCAAAGGGCUUUGGAAGAUCUGCCAGUGCACAGCUACAUCAUUUUGCUGAUGCUAGCAGCUAUGGUUAUGGCACAGUGUCAUAUCUAAGGCUGGUGAGUCAAGAGGAGCGAGUGCAUGUUGCCUUUAUGUUGGGUAAAGCCAGGGUUGCGCCAUUAAAACAGACAACUAUCCCUCGUCUUGAGCUCACGGCUGCAGUGUUGGCGGUUAAGGUCGAUAGGAUGUUGAAGAAGGAGCUGUUGCUGCAAUUGGAGGAGUCACACUUCUGGACAGACAGUCAGACUGUGUUGAAAUACAUCAACAAUGAAACAAAACGCUUUCAUACCUUUGUUGCUAACAGAGUGGCUGCAAUACGGGAAGCAACAAAUCUCAGUCAGUGGAAGUAUAUCAGCUCCAAGAACAAUCCCGCUGAUGAAGCCUCCAGGGGUCUGAGUGUGGAUAACUUUCUUGCCUGUAAGAGGUGGUUGGAGGGUCCUGACUUUCUCCAAAGACCGGAAAUGGAUUGGCCAAGACCUUUGGAGCCGCAGCCCAUCUCCUCAGACGACCCAGAGGUAAAAAGGGACGUCCUGGUAAAUAUGAUUACACACACAGAAGAUGCGACCUCUAAGCUCAUGACUUACUUUUCUGACUGGUCUAAACUUAAAAUCUCUGUAGCUUGGUACUUAAGGCUCAAAUCUAUUCUUUUGGAGCUGAGCAGAGAGAGGAAGUUGAUUCUGGCUUCUUUAGAUCUUACUGGCUCAUCUUUGGAGGAGAGGAUGAGAGAGGUUAGAGGAGCAAUUGGCAAACAACCACUUUCUGUGAGUGAGCUCUCUAAAGCCGAAGCUGCUAUCAUACAUUUCAGUCAGCAAGUAACAUUUCAGGAAGAAAUCUCAAUGUUGAAAAGUGGAGCAUCUUUUGUGAAGAAAACAAGCAACAUUUACAAAUUAGAUCCAGUGCUCAGUGACAAUUUGUUGAGAGUAGGUGGAAGACUGGGCCGUGCAGCUUUGCCUGAAGAGCUCAAGCAUCCUGCGAUUCUCUGUAAGGGGCAACAUAUAUCCAGUCUUAUUCUGCGGUCCAUACAUCAACAGCUUGGGCAUGCUGGACGGAACCAUAUGCUCUCGACUUUGCGGCGCAAGUAUUGGGUUACUAACGCCAACUCUGCUUGCCGGAGAAUAAUAUCUGAGUGUGUGGUCUGUAGAAGGCAUCGCGGACAGCCAAGUGAGCAGAAGAUGGCUGAUUUACCCAGUGAAAGAAUAAGUCCAGAUCUGCCUCCCUUCACCAACGUCGGGGUGGAUUAUUUCGGACCCAUUGAAGUCAAGAGGGGGCGUGCUAUGGCCAAAAGAUAUGGGGUCAUCUUCACCUGUAUGGCCAGUAGAGCUGUGCAUUUGGAGGUUGCUUACACUCUGACCACGGAUUCUUGUGUCAAUGCUAUUAGGAGAUUCAUUUGUCGAAGAGGUCAGAUCUGCAGUUUAAGAUCGGACAAUGGUACCAACUUUGUUGGUGCAGAGCGAGAGUUAAGAGAAGCUUUAGCAGCUAUUGAUUACAGCAAGAUUCAUGGUGCUCUCAUAAAAAGGGGCAUCGAUUGGAUUUUUAACACCCCGGCUGCAUCACAUCAUGGCGGCGUUUGGGAGCGCCUCAUUAAGAUAGUCAAGCGAGUUCUGUAUUCUGUUCUGCAGCAACAGUCUUUGGAUGAUGAAAGCUUCCAUACCAUUCUGUGUGAGGUGGAAGCCAUUCUGAAUGACCGUCCGAUAACCAAGGUGUCUGACGAUGUUAACGACUUGGAAGCGCUCACACCCAACCACAUCCUUUUGCUGAAAGGAAAACCUGUUCUUGCCCCUGGAAUCUUUCAAGAGAAUGAUCUUUACAUUAGAAGACGAUGGAGACAAGUUCAGUAUCUUUCAACUUUGUUCUGGAAAAGGUGGAUAAGGGAGUACCUGCCGCUGUUACAGGAACGGCAAAAGUGGGCGAGGCCGCGAAGAAGUUUUGAAAUGGGAGACAUUGUAAUCAUUAUGGAUCACACUGCUCCGCGUGGAUCAUGGAUUAUGGGAAGAGUGACAAAGACUUACCCAGAUAAGAAGGGCUUCAUACGUGCCGUGCAGUUGAAGACUAAGACAGGGCAGUUGGAGCGCCCUAUUUCCAAGCUUUUCCUGUUGCAAGAAGCUGUGUAAUGGUCAUGACCCAACGCUGGUUAACAUCCAAUCCAGAAGAAAGA
Molecule: messenger RNA, 4201 nt
Organism: Rhinichthys klamathensis goyatoka
Lineage: Eukaryota; Metazoa; Chordata; Actinopteri; Cypriniformes; Leuciscidae
Exons: 1
Coding region: 21-4157 (1378 amino acids)
Biological process (GO): DNA integration
Molecular function (GO): nucleic acid binding
Source: RefSeq, a predicted model, not a curated record